This is a messenger RNA of Trichoderma aggressivum f. europaeum, 1386 nucleotides long. RefSeq lists its product as uncharacterized. Lineage: Eukaryota; Fungi; Ascomycota; Sordariomycetes; Hypocreales; Hypocreaceae. The transcript is spliced from 6 exons. Gene Ontology annotation, cellular component: protein phosphatase type 2A complex; cytosol. The record is from RefSeq and is a predicted model, not a curated record. Bases 1 to 1386 code for a protein of 461 amino acids. Gene Ontology annotation, molecular function: protein binding; protein phosphatase regulator activity.
AUGGUCGACAGUGAAGCGAGCUCACCAACCUGGAAGUUUACCCAAUGCUUCGGCGACAAGGGCGAUGUUGAGGAUAUCACCGAAGCCGACAUCAUCUCAACGGUAGAGUUUGACCACACAGGCAACUAUCUUGCAACCGGUGACAAAGGAGGGCGAGUGGUUCUAUUUGAACGCAACGAGACGAAAAAAUCCUGUGAAUACAAAUUUCACACCGAGUUUCAAUCCCACGAGCCUGAGUUUGACUACCUCAAGUCUCUCGAGAUCGAGGAAAAGAUCAACAAGAUCAAGUGGUGCCGCCGACAGAAUGCUUCCCAUUACCUCCUAUCAACCAAUGACAAGACGAUCAAGCUGUGGAAGGUUUUUGAGAAGUCUCUGAAGGUGGUGGCGGAGAACAAUCUUUCCCACGAUGUAACGCCUGGCGGUCCGGUGGGCGGAGGCGGAGGCCUUCGAGCUCUCCCCACGACCCAGCAGUUCAGAAAUGCGGCCGACCUCAAAUUGCCUCGCCUCACACACCACGAUACUGUUGUCGCCGCCGUCCCCAGACGAACCUAUGCAAACGCCCACGCAUACCACAUCAACAGCAUAUCCGUGAACAGUGAUGGCGAAACCUUCAUUAGCAGUGACGAUUUGCGCAUCAACCUCUGGAACCUCAAUAUUCAAGAUCAGAGCUUCAACAUUGUUGACAUCAAACCCGCCAAUAUGGAGGAGCUGACCGAGGUGAUCACUGCAGCUGAGUUCCACCCAAUCAGCUGCAACUGGUUCAUGUAUGCCAGCUCAAAGGGCACCAUCAAGCUUGCCGAUAUGCGAGAGAGCGCCUUGUGCGACCAACACGCAAAAUAUGUGCGAUUCUCCUAUGACGGAAGAUAUGUCUUAUCUCGAGAUUAUCUCACCGUCAAGAUAUGGGACAUCAAUAUGGAGCGGCAACCCGUCAAGACGAUACCCAUCCACGAGCAUCUACGCCCUCGAUUAUGCGAUACGUAUGAAAACGACAGCAUCUUCGACAAGUUCGAGGUCGUCUUUUCCGGCGAUGCCAAGAAUGUCAUGACGGGAAGUUACAACAACAACUUCAUGAUCUAUCCUUCCGAUCCCGACAAGGAGGUGGAGGUGGUUCUCCAAGCGGACAAGUCAGCUUUCAAGGCAAAGAAGGUGGGCGUCCCUACACCCAUUAAUUCAUCCACAAGCCCCACAGCUGCGAACGGUGGGAAGAAGGGAGGUUCAAGAGCGGGCAGCCCAGCUGGUGGUGCCCAGGGCCAGAGAAUGCGGAAAGAGACGGACGCGGACCAGAUUGACUUCAACAAGAAGAUACUACACAUGAGCUGGCAUCCGUUCGAGGAUAGUAUUGCCAUAGCCGCAACCAACAAUCUCUUUGUAUUUUCAGCACUGUAG